Penicillium psychrosexuale is the source of this 1581-nucleotide messenger RNA. RefSeq names its product MFS transporter. The transcript has a single exon. Lineage: Eukaryota; Fungi; Ascomycota; Eurotiomycetes; Eurotiales; Aspergillaceae. Gene Ontology annotation, molecular function: transmembrane transporter activity. The record is from RefSeq and is a predicted model, not a curated record. Gene Ontology annotation, biological process: transmembrane transport. Bases 1 to 1581 code for a protein of 526 amino acids.
AUGGAUUUUGUCAGGCGCAACUUCCCAAUGUCCACCUCGACGACCGUAGUGGAGCCGGACGAGGAGCUCUUCUUUGACAAGGAUGGCCACCUCGAGUUUGCACCAAACGACCCUGAGAACCCGAAGAACUACUCGUUUGGACGGAAGUGCUAUAUCACCACCAUCGCUAUCUCCCUCGUUAUGAAUGCCACUUUCUCCUCCUCUGCCCCAUCCGGAUCUUUUCAGGGUAUUAGUAACGACCUCCACGUCUCUGCCGAGGCCGCUGGACUCGUCACCACCCUCUUCCUCCUAGGCUAUUGCGCCGGUCCGCUUUUCUGGGCGCCUUUGUCCGAGUUCUACGGGCGUCGCUGGAUCUUCUACAUCUCCUUCACCAUGUAUCUCGCCUUUGGUUUCCUAUGCGCCUUUACCCCUAGUUUUGCUGGGCUCUUGGUCGGCCGUUUUCUGACUGGCACGGCUGUCAGUGCCGCCCUAACGAAUGCACCCGGGAUCCUCGCGGACAUAUGGGGACCCGUUGAGCGUGGUAACGCCAUGAUCCUAUUUGCCACAAUGACAUUCGUGGGACCUGCUCUUGGGCCAGUGGUCAGUGGGUUCCUUCAAGUAAAGGAGACAUGGCGUUGGACCUUCUAUGUGCUCCUCUGGAUGGCAGGUGCCACCGAGCUUCUACUCAUCACUCUUCCGGAAACCCUUCCCAUGAUGGCCCUGCGCAACAAGGCUCGUCGCCUACGAAAAAUACCCGGCAAGGGGAGCAUCAAGGCUCCGGUCGAGACAUCAGAUCGUUCCCUGGGAGGCAUUUUCACGGUGGCCCUGACAAGGCCAUGGAGACUUCUCAUCGACCCAAUCAGCUUCUUCGUCGCCAUUUACUACGCCGUCGUCUAUACUCUGCUGUACAUGCUUUUCAGCAUCUACCCCAUUGUCUUCCAGCAGAAACGUGGUUGGAACGCCGGCGUCGGCGAGUUGCCACUGAUCGGCACAGUCAUCGGCGCCUGUCUCGGCGGCCUCGUGCUCUUCAUCAAUAGCCAAAUAAACCAGAGAAAGGGCACCAGAAACUACAAAUCUGUUCCAGAAGAUCGUCUUCCCGGCGCUAUGGUUGGUGGGGUUAUGUUCGCCGUGACGAUAUUUUGGUUCGCUUGGACGGCGGAAUACAACUCAGUCCACUGGGCCGUGCCGACUGUGGCGGGAACCUUCCUCGCAACUUCAAUCCUCCUCAUAUUUGUCGUUUUCAUUAACUAUAUUAUCGACUCGUACCUCAUGUAUGCCGCAUCCGCCAUUGCAGCAAAUACCGUCCUGCGGUCUGCCUGCGCCGCGGCAUCCCCACUAUUCACACAGUAUAUGUUCGAUGCACUCGGUGUGGGUGGAGCUGGAUCGCUCAUCGGAGGAGUUGGCGUGCUGCUGAUGCCCAUACCUUUCGUUUUUUAUAGGUACGGCGCGGUUAUCCGGGCGCGGUCCAAGUUUGCACCGACGGACGAGAUGCCUCGCCCGCCUACGGAUGAGGAAAAGGCCGUGAAUAGCGGAUUGCCAAGCCAGACCCCUGAACAGGAGGAUAAACCGGUUGAUAAAAAUACAGGGAGUACGAACGAGUGA